Tyto alba (common barn owl) is the source of this 2118-nucleotide messenger RNA. It is a transcript of the gene PYGO2, whose product is annotated as pygopus family PHD finger 2. Bases 339 to 1583 code for a protein of 414 amino acids. The transcript is spliced from 3 exons. NCBI's taxonomy places the organism in Eukaryota, Metazoa, Chordata, Aves, Strigiformes, Tytonidae. The record is from RefSeq and is a predicted model, not a curated record. Gene Ontology annotation, biological process: spermatid nucleus differentiation; kidney development.
CCCUGGGGCGGCAGUGUUGCACAUGGUUCCUUCGCCUCCCCCCGCACGGGCCUCGCACAUGGUCCGUCCCGCUCUCCCCUACGGCCGCUGCACAGCGUCCGCCCCUCAGCGCCCUGGAGUUGGUCUGUUCCAUUCCCCCCCCACCCCCCUCCCGGGGACGUUGCACAUGGCUCAUCCCAUCACACACAUCCUCUCCCCCCCCCGCACACACAUACACUUGGUCCGCCCCCGCCCUCCUCGCUCGGUGAUUGGCCCCGCGCAGGUUCCGGUUCCGGUCGGUGGACGCCGCGCGGAGGAGCGGCGGGGCCAUGGCGGCGGCGCGCCGGCUGUGAGGGGCCAUGGCGGCCCCGCACGCUGAGAAGCUGGAGGGAGGCGUUCCGGCCCCACCGCCCCCGCCGGGGCCCGCGGGCAGCGCGGCCGCCGGCGGGCCCGGCCGGAAGCAGGGGAAGGCAGGGCUGCAGAUGAAGAGCCCCGAGAAGAAGCGGCGCAAAUCCAACACGCAGGGCCCCGCGUACUCCCACCUCUCGGAGUUCGCCCCGCCGCCCACCCCCAUGGUGGAUCACCUGGUGGCCUCCAACCCCUUCGAGGAUGAUUUCGGGGCCCCCAAAGUGGGGGCGGCCCCGGCCCCCUUCCUCGGCAGCCCGGUGCCCUUCGGCGGUUUCCGCGUCCAGGGGGGGAUGUCACCGCAGGUGCCCCCCGGUUAUGGCGGGGGGCCCCAGCCCCUGCGGAGGCAGCCCCCCCCCUUCGCCCCGGGGCAGAUGGCCCCGGCUUUCAGCAUGCCCCCCCAGAACCCCAAUUACGUCCAGCCCGGGGGGAUGAGCUUCCCCGGGCAGCCCUUCAGCCAGCCCCUCGGACAGAACUUCAGCCCCCCAACGGGGCAGCUCAUGCAGGGGCCGGUUGGGGGCUUCGGGCCCAUGAUCUCCCCCACCAUGGGGCAACCCCCUCGGGGGGACAUGGGUGCUGGGCCGGCCCUCAACCCCCCCGGGGGACCGGCGGUGGCUCAACGCUUCAACCAACCCGGCAAUCUCUUUGGACAGUCGCCCAUGCAGCGCCCCGGGCAAAACAUCCCCCCCCUGCCCCCCACCGCCAGCCCCUUCCCCGGGGCUGACCCCGGCUUCCCCACUGGCGGCGAGGAGGGGGGCAAGAACCUCAACCCCCCGCCCAGCACCUUCGCCCAGGAGCAACAUUCGGGUUCCCCCGCCGCCGUCAACGGGGCGCAACCCACUUUCGCCCCCAACAGCGCCGGCCGCGGGACCGGCACCCCCGAAACCAACAGCCUCCCGCCGCCCCCCCCGGGCAAAGCGGCGGGGGGCUCGGGUCACCAGCCGCCCCCGGGGUUGGUGUACCCCUGUGGGGCUUGCCGCAACGAGGUGAACGACGACCAGGAUGCUAUUUUAUGCGAGGCUUCCUGCCAGAAGUGGUUCCACCGGGAGUGCACGGGGAUGACGGAGAACGCCUACGGGCUGCUCACCACCGAGGCCUCCGCCGUCUGGGCCUGUGACUUCUGCCUGAAGACCAAGGAGAUCCAGUCGGUCUACGUCCGCGAGGGCAUGGGACAGCUGGUGGCAGCUAACGAUGGCUGAGCCGCCCUCCUGCCGCUGCGUACGGCUUCCCCUGACGAUUUAGGACCAAACCCCCUUUUUUUGUAGCUGUUUUCCUCCCCCCGCCCCUCCCCAAGCUGGUCAGAGAGAGUGCUGGGCACCGGUUGCGGCUCCUCUCUGGGGACUGCUGCUGGGACCCGGUGCUGGCCAGCUUUUUGCUGAAGUUGGGGGGAGACUCCAGCCCCGGUGCACUGGCCCACGGAGGCUGAGGCACCCCGGUGCCCGCUCAUCUCCCAGCUCAGCUUGAGGGGGGGGGGUCAACAACCUCGCAGGGGGGAGCGAUCUGGUCCUCACUACCACCUGUGACUCCCCUCCCCGGGGCUGGGCAGUGAGCCCGGUGCCCCCCUCCAUACACACGGGGCAGUCCCGGUGCUCCUCACGCCCCCCCCCGUCCUGUCCCCCCCCCCCCCUCCCCGGUGCUCGGGACAGUCCCCGUUCAUCCCACCCACCCCCUCUCCCGGUUUUAGCCGAUCGUUAAUGGAAACUUUUGUACCGUCGCUAUAAAACUCUGAAAUCC